Messenger RNA from Angiostrongylus costaricensis, 300 nucleotides. NCBI's taxonomy places the organism in Eukaryota, Metazoa, Nematoda, Chromadorea, Rhabditida, Metastrongylidae. The record is from the annotation of a GenBank genome assembly.
AUGCGAACAUUGGAAUGGGAUAAUAUGGGAUUGAAAAUCGAUGGUCGUCAGUUACAUCAUCUUCGCUUUGCUGAUAACAUCGCCUUUAUAACACUAAACAGCCAAUCGGAACGUAUGCUCGCCGACUUUGAUAAGUCCUGUGGAAAAAUUGGUCUUCGAGUAAAUCUCACAAAAGCGGUGUUCAUGAAGAACGGAUUGGUUUCGCAUUCCCCCAUUCACGCUCAACCGAACCAAUAUCUUCGAAUGCUCCAGUUAUGUCUGUGGCUUGGGGAGCUUUCAAGAGCAUCGAAGAAGUACUGA